AUCCGAUGUCUAGUGUAUAAUGGUUGUUUUUCUAUUGUGGCAUACUCUGUCGGUGAGUUUGGUCAACAAUUCAUCUUUCUGUUCAUUUGCAAUCACGUUCUCAAGGGCUACAAACAAAAGUUGAGGAACUACGUUGAAUCCCCUCCCCUCCCGCUGUCCCUUCCCCUAUGUGUUUUUCGCUAACGGGCAUGUUACGCUGAAGCUGUUCACUCGUGAUCGUGGAGCCUCUUAACUAGGCAGUGGCGUGCCCUGGCUGGUGUGCGGGAUCAGGUCUCGCCAAGGGGUUUAGCCCAUCGCCUCCGGAGCUUACAGCACGCAGCAAAGGCGGCCGGGAGCGGGAGGGAGUGCUGUGCCGCGAGUGUCGCGCAGUGUCGUGCAUCUACAGCCAAGCCUUACGGGUGGCAGCGCCGAAGCGACGCGUGCGUUCAGCGGUAAGUGGUGCGGCGAGGCCAGGCAAUCAAGCGAACGCCAGGGUGCCUGCAUCGUCGGGGCCUAACCACGUCAUUCAGCCAGCGACAUUGGUACAGAGGCGGCGCUACAAAACCGGGGAAAGCUCGCAAUUGAUUUCAGUCCCCCCUACCUCACGUUUUCCCCCUACCACCCAACUCCAACCAAGCUGCAACCGCCGAGUGUGUUUCAGGCGCCGGCGCAGCCUGGAAGACUAGCAGCACGGGAGACACGACACCAGCGCGUAUCGAGAGGCCAUACGUUUACGGGGUAGGCUGCAGGCGGGUGACACUACAGCAGUGUGUGACUGUGGUGCUGGCUUAAACAGAGCGGAACGGGGGAGAGAAGAAUUAAAUCGAGGCACGCCUGUUGAUACUGUAGGUGUCAAAAAGUGCACGGCGCAGUUGAGACCAGCCCUGACAUUUUUGAACCACAUGUGCGCUGUGAGUUGUUGUGAAUGGGAGAGAAGCGUGGAAAGAUUUUCUCUCAGAUUGUCGCGUCGAGUGAAGUUCCUGCAACACCACCACCGUGGAAUAUCUGCCUGUGGGUGUGAUAUGGCCGAAAAUUAUUGUUUGUGGGAGGCCGAGACGCCUCCGGUGGCUCCGUCAGUGCGGUCUCUGACGCCAAAUUAAGCGUCACACGUCUAAGCCGAGUAUCGAUCUUUAAAGUUUCCCUCGCUUUUAUUUCUCUCUCUCUUUUUUUUUGUCGGCUUUCGUGAACACGUUCCUUCACCUUACUUCACGCAGCCACCAGCACGUAAGACUGGACUCCUCACCCACAAGCUCGUGCCUCCCACCCCUCCUCUCACCCUCUCAAGAUUUCCUUCCCGAGCGAGGCGCGCGUCUCCUGUCGCUAAAAACUGGAACCGCCAGUCGCUGUAGUUGACAGUUUCGGCACCACGCUCCUGCCGACGUGUCGGAGACUGACCCUGACCCAUGUUCAGCAAGAAGUUCUGGAGCGAUGACUACUCGCCGGGUCAUCUGUUUACACUGUGCUGUGGCUUCUUCACGCGCUCCGAGCCGCAGGACUCGAGGACGACGGCGGCUUCGGACGCUGGUGGUGGUGCGGCCAAGAAAGCGGUUUCGGACAGUGGCACCUACGAGCAGAUUGCAGGCACCGAUCCCCUCGCCAAGGCCAAGUCGCCGGAUUCGACGUAUGGCACGACAGAACAUAUGGACACACCACCAGCGAAUGGUGCAGCGUUCCAGUAUGAAGAGGACAGCGACUCAUCAAACGACAGUGACGACGAAGUGCUCAAACGUUACCAAGGCCUGCGGUCGAGUGGCAGCGUCAGUGCCAAGAGCAGGCACAGCAAGAAGGGAAGUGUAGCGGGGAGGAGUAAGGGCAGCGCCAGACCCUCCCUUGGCACUGGACCAGAGGCGGUUCGUGCCUCGGACGCUGAGUGGAGUCAAGUGAGCAGAAAGACCAGGUCUGAGGAGGACGAACAGCAUCAGGACGACAUACCCAGCUAUGAAGCGGAGCGCCCUCUGGUGAGUCCGUCAGUCGUUGGUGAGGUCGCCGUGCCGAUAGACCACGUGUCGGAAGCUGCAGCGUCUGCCGGAGCGAGCGGCAGUGACGAGCGGCUGACCAUGACGUUCGACAACGAGGCGUUCGCUGGCACAGAGGCCGCGUUUCGUGCGCCUACGUCCGGAAGCGAGCGCCACCAGUCCACAGAGAUGCUGUCAAAUGACGAGCAUCUGUUCGACGUCAGUGACCUGCAACACGAGCCGCCGCUCAUCUCCAAGUGCGGCAGCCUAGAGGCCACCUUCAACUACGACUCCACUCGCAACAAAAUCACAGUCACCGUUCACCGAGCCCGCGAGAUUCCCGCCAGAGACCGCGGUGGCUUCAGUAGCACGCAGGUGCAUCUCAUGCUGCUACCUACAAAGAAACAGCGCUACAAAACAAAAGCGAAGCAAGGUCAAGAUCCGGUCUUUGAAGAGACCUUCACCUUCUCCAAGAUUUCCCCAGAGGAGCUGCCAGGGAUGGGGCUGCGGUUCCGCCUGUAUGGCCUGGAGCGCAUGCGGCGAGAGCAGAUGAUCGGCGAGAGCGUCGUGGGCUUCGCCUCCCUGAGACUGCACGAACCCGUCACACACUGGGUCACCCUGGAGCCCCGCACCAACCUGAGUCAUGCGGACUCUGGAUUUGACGUGUCCAGUCUUUCGCGCAGCGACUCGGCCUCGUCCACACAGUCGCUACAGCAUGGUGGGAUGCCAGAGCUUCUGCUCGGACUAGCCUACAGCGCCACCACCGGGCGACUAUCCGUCCACGUCAUCAAGGGCAGCAACUUCCGCAAUAUGGCCAUGAACCGGGCACCAGACACCUACGUCAAGGUGACACUCAUGUCUCCGACUGGACAGGAGCUGCAGCGUUGCAAGACGUCGACGAGGCGAGGCCAGCCCAACCCAUUGUUCAAGGAAACAUUCAUGCUGCAGGUGGCGCUGUUUCAGUUGCCUGACGUCACACUCAUGGUCUCGGUGUACAACAAGAAGAGUAUGAAGAAGAAAGAGAUGAUCGGCUGGUUCUCUCUUGGUGCAAGUAGCAGUGGCGAAGAGGAAGCAGCUCACUGGACAGACAUGCGGGAGAGCAAGGGCGAGGAGGUGUGCCGCUGGCACGUGCUGCUGGAGUCCUAGUGGGUUGGCCACUUGUCAUCCUGCUGUCGUAGGCCGUCUGGGCCCAGCUGCAACGGGACAACACCAGGUGUGAGCUGGAAGGCUGACGCUAGUCAGCUAAGCUGCUUGAGCCUUGCUGUGCCCCUGGCUUCUGGACACGUGAUGGUAUAAUAUAUUACUGAUAACAGAAAUAGUUGCUGGGACACCAAUACUUACAGACUUGUUCCUAGUCUCAUUCGACUGCUUUAAUUAACUGCGACUGGUGUGUGUGCAGCUGCACACAAAAUGGCAUCGCACUGUGUUCCCGCAUAAUGGUGUGCUGAAGGUUAUUUAGGAAUGAAAGAAUUAAAGUGAUGUAGACCUUAUUCCCUUAAAUUUCUAAAUAUACAAAGAUUAUUAAUACUGGCAUAAGCUUAGGUAAGAGAAAUGGCCCAUUGUAUUUUAUUAUUAUCUGCAGUAGUGAAAGAAGCAUAUGGCAGUUUCUCAUUUAAACUUUUGCUAUUUUCAUUGUUUUAUGUGUUGAAAAAUUUCCUAGUAGGUCCAAACUGGGACAGUAAAUCAGUUUUUCAAAGGAGCAGUAUUACAUGGCCUUGAUUAUUUUUCUAAAAAUUUCAUUAAAAUUAGACAAGUAGAAAAUGAGUGAGGGGAAAAAAGUAGCAAUUUUGACCAAGGAGAAAAAUGUGGAGACAAAAAUCUUCCUUGUAGAUUGUACUAGAAACAAAAACUGCUUCUGGGUUCGUACAUUACAUAAUUAUUGUACAAAGCCUUUGCUGGGACCAAGAUGUCUUUAUGCCUGCCGUUUGUAUAUAAAGAUACAUUAACAGUAUAUCUUGCACGCUGUGGUUUAACAUAACUCCGUGGUGAUAUUUAUGGUUUAAUGUGCUGUUGCAUUCUUUAAAUAUCUUUUUAAAGUCUGUUUCAUAAGAAGUCAGUUUUUAUCAAACAAAUGCAUUGAAUUUAUCCCCCUAUACAGAAAAAGUAGAUAUUAAUGUAAAGUGUGUGUGUAUAUAUAUAGAGUAAAUAAAACUGUACAAUUUAUUUUUUGUUUGCCUUGUGUAAUGUCAGAUUACUUACACAAUGGUUUGGAUCUGAUCUGUUUUACAGAAAGUCUAAAUUUCUUAAAGUUGCCUUUAUACACCUGCAUGUACAGUGUGGUUAACAUGUGCUUAUUGUGUUCUUCACCACAACUAGACAACAUGUGGCUUCUGUUCUGUCCUUAGUUUCAGCAAAGUCAUUGAGUGCGUGCAAUUUUGUGGUGGUUAAUGUAUUAUUAUCUCUACCAACCAAACAAUUGUUGUUAUGUCUUUUACCCUGAAGUAUGUAUGCUUGCUUUCUCUGCAUACUUGUUCUCUUUUGCAUCUUUGUGUGCGCCCAUACUUGUGCCUGAUAUUGUCCAAUCACAUAAAGUCCUGAUAUCUGGACAUUUCCACAGUGACUUUCUUCCCCUAUUUCAUCAGCUGUUUCUUGAUAAGUCAUCAUCAAGUUGUAUUCUGUAUUUGAUAAAUAUGUGAUAUUGUUGAAACUAUUUUAAAAGUGUAUUAGUGUUGUUGAAACCUGUUGAUAACUAUAAUGAACUGCCGAGCUUGCAGAUCAAAGUGACUUUCUUUCAGCGAAUGAAAUAAUAUUCCAUAUGUUAUUUUUUUUAAUCUGUUGAGUUUAAGUAAUUUUGUGAUUUUGAUUGUAAUUGUCUUAUUUUUACAGCACAUUUUAUCUGUUUUGGAAAAACUUAACCAUCUUAAUUUAGAUAAACCUACAGCAGCAGAAUACAUGUACAAUAUAUAUAUAUCCUGAGCAGACAACUCCAUUUUUUUCAUGUUAUGUCCUCUUGACUUCAUUUUACUUAUUUGACAUAGGCCAGUUACAUUGACAGAGAAUGGUAGUUGUAGAAACAUAAAGAUUCAACCUCAGAUCAUUUGUUCACACAUGAAAAUGUGCUGCUGUCUUAAAUAUGUUCUUUAAUAUAAAACCAUUGCAGGUUCUUUGCAACGACAUUUUGGGAACAAAAUUUGUUUAUAGAUUUCAUAUUAUUUCCCAUUUGCUUCACGUGAUAACAAAUGUAUUAAAGCAGGCAUAGUUGUAAGAAUAGCCAGAAACAUUUGAAUGAAUUGUUAUAAUAAAUCAUUACCUUUUUUUUCACCAGAAAUGUAUGUUGAGAAUUGUUUUAGGUCUCCUUUCCCCAUCCCAUUUAAUUUUUUUAGUAAUGUAUUAUUUCAGCGACAGCAUUAGUUCAAUCCUAGCAUAUACCUAGGAUUCAACAGCAAAAAGUAAAUUUUAAAAAUCUCAGAAGAACUAUGGAUAUAUUUAUAAAGCUCUUUUAGAAGUGAAAGGACUUACAUUCUCCUACCUAAAUUGUCUCUGAUUUGUAACUGUCAUUUGAUUUAGAAACAGCAUCCCAAUGUUUGAUGCCACUGAUGAUUCGUUCCAGCAGAAAAUGUACUACAAUGGUCACAAAUAGCCUUGUUAGAAUGACGAUCAUCCAUGAUCAAUAAAGUGUUAACAUAUGGUACUCAAACUGUACUUUGAAAAAGUGCACACAUUUAUAUCCAGAUAAUUCUCUUAGUGAUUGAAGUAAAAUAAAUGCUAGUGGUUUCAUUGUUCCUGUCCCAACAUUUUAUAUAUUUAGUUCAAUCAAACACUCCACUGAUGAUAAAAAAAAACCCAGACUGUUGCUGAAACUAGACCAGAAAAUCUGACAUAUGUUCCAACCUUCUAUUCCAAGAAAAAUGUUUUUCUGUUCCUGGUAAAUUGUAGCAGUAUCAUUACACAAACUGUUCAUUAUAUAUGUAAUGUCCAUUCUGCUGUUUCUGUUAGUUAUUUAUAAAAAGAUUAUGCUGUUUCUUAUAAAGAUGUACUGUUCUGAGGUCACAAUGAAAUUUGACAACAUUGUGAAGAGACUUUAAAAGAAUCCCCACAAAGAGGAAAUAUGAUGGUGCUGUGAACACUUUUACUGUUGGAAGCAUGGAGUGCAGAUGUUAUAUGUCAGAGAAGUGACAUAUUUCUACUGUGCUGUUAUUGAAAAUGUAAUAAUGCGUACAUGUACUAUGGAACCAUGUGCUCUGCAUGCUGCCACUAAACCUUCAUGUGACCUGUGUGCCACACAAAAAUCAUUAUCGACAUUCCAUAAUCGUAUAGUACUUUAAAUAAAAGUUUCUCACUUUACAUUUACUAAUUAAUAAACAUUUUAACUCUA
Molecule: messenger RNA, 6249 nt
Organism: Pomacea canaliculata
Lineage: Eukaryota; Metazoa; Mollusca; Gastropoda; Architaenioglossa; Ampullariidae
Product: synaptotagmin-14-like
Exons: 9
Coding region: 1383-3080 (565 amino acids)
Source: RefSeq, a predicted model, not a curated record